This is a messenger RNA of Cucurbita pepo subsp. pepo (vegetable marrow), 814 nucleotides long. Lineage: Eukaryota; Viridiplantae; Streptophyta; Magnoliopsida; Cucurbitales; Cucurbitaceae. The record is from RefSeq and is a predicted model, not a curated record.
UUCAAACCGACCUUCCACCACCACCACCACGAAAACCCCCCCUCCGCCUUCAAAUUCCGGCCAAACUCUACCGCCAUGAACGGCCACAAGCGAAACCCCACCACCGCCACCAACAGCAGUCCCGUCGGCAGCCCCACCUCUGGCAACAUCUCAGACAGCUCCACGAAAGAACAAGACCGUUUCCUUCCGAUCGCAAACGUGAGCCGAAUAAUGAAAAAAUCCCUUCCGCCGAACGCGAAAAUCUCGAAAGAGGCGAAAGAGACCGUACAAGAAUGCGUGUCGGAGUUCAUCAGCUUCAUCACCGGUGAGGCCUCGGACAAGUGCCAAAGGGAAAAACGGAAGACGAUCAACGGCGACGAUUUGCUCUGGGCCAUGACCACUCUGGGAUUCGAAAAUUAUGUCACCACUUUGAAGACUUACCUCAACAAAUACAGAGAAACAGAGGAGGAGAAGCAUUCUUUGGCCAGACAGGACGAUCACUCCCCGUCUCCUGCAAAAUCCACGGCGGCGGUCUGUCCAGCCGAACCGAUUAUUGGCGGGAAAUCGGCCAAUUCCGUGAUGGAUUUUCAGAAUUUAAAUUCUGGGUUUUAUUCACUCGGGGCUCAUAAUCAUAAUCACAACCAUCAUCAAGGAAAUCAAAAGAGUUACCAUAUAAUCGAUGGCGUUGGAUUUGGGGAAAAUUUAAGGGGUUUCAAUUUGAGUGCAGUCCAUGAAAAUGAAGGAAAUCGAGGUCGAGCUAUGGCGGCUCAUCUUCAACAGAGCUCUGGUUGGUGAUUUGAUUAUAUAUAUUUAUAUAUACUCGAAAGAAGAACAA